AUGGCUCUAGAGAGUCUGACGCAAAUUCCUGCCUUGGUGUGGCUGUCAUUACUCCUUGUCAUUCCUCUCGCGACACUGCUGCACGAUGUCUGGAUAUGGUCACGCAUGCCUCCAGGGCCCACGCCGCUGCCCUUCAUAGGCAACCGAUUCGACCUACCCAAGUCGAAACCGUGGAUACAAUUCGAAAAGUGGGCCAAGGUCUACGGCCCCAUCUUCACGGUGUGGAUCGGGCGGCGGCCUACGGUCGUGAUUUCAGAUCCGAAUGUGGCGGUGGAGUUGAUGGAGAAGCGGAGUACAAAGUACUCGUCGAGACCGCGCAUGGUGGCCAUGGGCGAGAUAUUGUGGGAUGGAGCGAGCAUACUAGUGCAACCGUAUGGCAAGGUGUGGAGCGUAAGGCGGAAACUCCUACAUCAGGCGCUCACGCCAAAGGCACUGCGAUUAUACAAGCCCGUGCAGAACGCAGAAGCGACGAGGCUAUGCUACCAGCUCCUGGAAAGCCCUGCAGAUUGGGAGAAGUUGCUCGAGCGCUUCACGUCUAGCAUUGUGUUUUGCGUGGCGUAUGGGCACCGCAUCGACUCGCUGAACGCGCAGAUUAUUCACCAGCGCUUCAAGUUUAUGCACUAUGCUUCGUCACUCAAUGUCCCGGGUAGGUACUUGGUGGAGUCGUUUCCGGUGCUCAAGUACAUACCGGACCUGCUCGCACCAUGGAAGGCAGAGAUCAAAGCCCACGGGCGCGAAGAAGCAGCGACGAAUAUGGGUCUCGUUGACCUCGUUCGCUCGGACAUGGCUGAAGCGAAGAGCCGUGGCGACACCAUUCCCGACUCUCUCUGUAAACUCCUCCUCGAGUUACGCGAUAAAGAACACAUCCCACUCUCCGACCGUGACUUCUCCUACAUACCCGCCUCUCUCUUCGGCGCGGGCUCUGAUACCACAGCCUCGACCCUAUGCACCGCCUUCCUCGCCCUCGUCACCCACCCCUCGGUUCUCCACGCCGCCCACGCCGAGCUGGACAAGGUCAUCGGCCCAAACCGAACCCCCACAUUCGACAAUGAAGCCAAUCUCCCCUUCAUCCGCGCUCUCACCAAAGAAGUCCUGCGCUGGCGCCCCGUCGCCGUCCUAGGCGGCACACCGCACGCCUCCACCGAGGACGACCACUACGAAGGCUACUACAUCCCCGCCGGCACCACCGUACUUGGCAACUCUUGGGCCAUCAAUCUGAACGAAGAAUACUAUCCCAAUCCGCACCACUUCGACCCCACGCGCUUCCUCGACUCUGCGCUCGCCGAGCGGGCCAAAGCCCCAUCGCCGCUCACAGGCAAACCGCACCCGGCAAAGGCAGGCCACUCGUCAUUCGGCUGGGGACGAAGAAUCUGCCCCGGUGCAAAUCUUGCCGAGAAUUCCCUGUUCGCUGCUCUAUCCAAGAUCCUGUGGGCAUUUGAUAUCGCGCCUGUCGAGGGCGUGGUGUAUGAUACUUUUGCGUACACAGAGGGCUUUAAUAUCCGGCCGCAGAAGUUUCGGUGUGAGAUUAGGAUCAGGAGUGAGGCGCAUAGAGAGGUCUUGUUCAAGGAGCUCAAGGAGGCGGAGGCUGUGUUGGAGAGAUUCACGCCGUUUAAGGAGUAG
This is a messenger RNA of Plenodomus lingam JN3, 1620 nucleotides long. RefSeq lists its product as uncharacterized. Gene Ontology annotation, molecular function: iron ion binding; heme binding; oxidoreductase activity, acting on paired donors, with incorporation or reduction of molecular oxygen. Lineage: Eukaryota; Fungi; Ascomycota; Dothideomycetes; Pleosporales; Leptosphaeriaceae. The record is from RefSeq and is a predicted model, not a curated record.